Molecule: messenger RNA, 291 nt
Organism: Cooperia oncophora
Lineage: Eukaryota; Metazoa; Nematoda; Chromadorea; Rhabditida; Trichostrongylidae
Source: the annotation of a GenBank genome assembly
AUGAACGCCCUUAAGUCUAUGUACCACAAAUGUAUGGACGAAAAGGAUCUAGACGAAAAGGAACUAAACAGGACAGGGUCCAAGAGACUGCUGCAGACCAUUAGUAGUUACGGUGUGUGGCCCAUGGUGGAUGGGGACGACAAAUGGCGAGUAGAAAACUUUGAUUUGACUUCGUUGAUGAUUCAUGUUAGUGAAGUGAGAGGACUCGACGUCUUCAUUGCCACUGAUGUCUCGCUCGACGAUAAAAACGUCUCCAGAAGGCUUAUCGAGGUGAGAAUGGGUUGCAACUGA